Coccidioides immitis RS is the source of this 816-nucleotide messenger RNA. Its product is annotated as SWIB/MDM2 domain-containing protein. The transcript is spliced from 5 exons. Lineage: Eukaryota; Fungi; Ascomycota; Eurotiomycetes; Onygenales; Onygenaceae. Gene Ontology annotation, molecular function: RNA polymerase I cis-regulatory region sequence-specific DNA binding. The coding region runs from base 1 to 816 and encodes 271 amino acids. Gene Ontology annotation, biological process: transcription initiation at RNA polymerase I promoter; nucleolar large rRNA transcription by RNA polymerase I. The record is from RefSeq and is a predicted model, not a curated record. Gene Ontology annotation, cellular component: RNA polymerase I upstream activating factor complex; nucleus.
AUGGCCUUGCCAUCCGAUGUGAAAGAGUCCUACGUCAGGAUCAUCGAUGAGAUCUUGGCCGGUAGCGACCUGAACACAGUCUCCGAGAAGCGAAUUCGCAGAGGCCUACAGGAUGCCACCGGGAACGAUCUUACGCCGUACAAGGCCGAAAUCAAAGAAUUGAUCAUGCAGCGAUUUGAUAUCUUUGCAGACCUGGCAGAAUCGGGUGCAGAUAUGACUGCGGCUGUCGCUACGGGACCAGCCGUCCCUGUCACUUCCGUCUCGGCGGGGCCGUCCAGCAGGAAACGGAGCCCGGACGCGGAAAGUCCCUCGGAAGGGACCGAAAGAUAUCCGCCGCAAAAGAAAAGGAAGUCUGACCUCAUUGACGCCGACGCCGCGUUUGCCGCAAAAUUGCAAGCGGAAGAGAACUCGCGAGCACGACCAACCCGAGCCGCGAAGAAAGCCGCGCCGUCCAAGAAGAAAAAGCCCGCAGCCAAAUCCAAAACGUCGAAAAAGGUCAAGGCGUCAGACGACUCUGAGCUUGAGGGCUCGGGGUCCGAAAAGAAAAAGGAAGUCAAUAGAAGUGGAGGGUUUCAUAAACCGCUUAAUCUAUCACCUGCGCUUUCUGCCCUUUUUGACGGUGAGAUCUCUCUCUCUCGACCACAGUCGGUAAAGAGAAUAUGGCAGUAUAUCCACGACCAUGGUCUGCAGGAUCCUUCCGAUCGUCGUCAAAUCAGGUGUGAUGAGCGCAUGCGUGCUGUUUUCAAGCAAGAUCGCGUGCAUAUGUUUACUAUGACGAAAAUCCUCAACCAGAACCUUUACAAUCCUGAUGAAUAA